AUGGAGAAGGCCAGGGACCUGUGGUGGACCGAGCUCUCGGACGGGUACCAGCACCGGAAAAACGCCGGGCCUUGCAGGGUGGUGAACGGGCGGCGAUGGCGCAGCUGCUACCUGACAUCAGUGCGGCACAGCCUCAGGCGGGCCUCCGCUCCAGGCCGCUAUCCCCAUCGACACCGCGCAGCAAUUGGCCGCCGCCUGAGAGCGCAACGUACUGCGAAUCUGUGGUGGGCGUCGCACGACUCAGUCACCCAAUAUAUCGUGCCUCUCGCCGGAUGGCUGCUCAACUCGUCGCCUGAAUACCUAUCAUCCCUAGUCAACCCCCAGACCUUCCAAGUCGAGACAGGCUACCACUUCGACGCCCCGUCCUGGCACCCGCACGCAGACUUCUACGACCGGGCGACAAUGGGUAUUAGCAGACGGCCCAAGGACAAGUCGGGCCAGGCUGCCCGCGCCGGCGCCCAGUCCCAGGCCGGCGGCGGCGCAAAGCCCAAGAAGGCCACCUUCGAGACCACCAAGAAGAAGGAGAUCGGCGUGUCGGACCUGACCCUGCUGAGCAAGGUCUCCAACGAGGCCAUCAACGACAACCUCAAGAAGCGCUUCGAGGGCCGCGAGAUCUACACCUACAUCGGCCAUGUCCUGGUCUCCGUCAACCCCUUCCGCGACCUGGGCAUAUACACCGACCAGGUCCUCGAGUCCUACAAGGGCAAGAACCGUCUCGAGAUGCCGCCCCACGUCUUCGCCAUCGCCGAGUCGUCGUACUACAACAUGAAGGCCUACAAGGAGAACCAGUGUGUCAUCAUCUCGGGCGAGUCCGGCGCGGGCAAGACCGAGGCCGCCAAGCGCAUCAUGCAGUACAUCGCCAACGUGUCGGGCGGAGGCAGCGCCGAGAUUCAACACAUCAAGGACAUGGUGCUGGCCACCAACCCCCUGCUGGAAUCUUUCGGCAAUGCCAAGACGCUGCGAAAUAACAACUCGUCGCGUUUCGGCAAGUAUCUCCAGAUUCACUUCAACGUCAACGGCGAGCCCGUCGGAGCGGACAUCACCAACUACCUGCUGGAGAAGACGAGGGUCGUCGGCCAGAUCGUCAACGAGCGCAACUUCCACAUCUUCUACCAGUUCGCCAAGGGCGCCUCCGAGAACUACCGGACCACGUUCGGCAUCCAACAACCCCAGACAUACGCAUAUCUGAGCCGGUCGAAAUGUUACGAUGUAGACGGCAUCGACGACAUCUCCGACUUCCAAGAAACCCUCGAGGCUAUGAAGAUUAUUGGCCUGUCGCAAGCGGAACAGGACGACGUGUUCCGUAUGCUGGCUGCCAUCCUCUGGUGCGGCAACAUCCAGUUCGUCGAGGGCGACGACUCGUUUGCCCAGGUUGCAGACCAGUCCGUGGUCGAUUUCUUGGCAUACCUCCUCGAAGCUACCCCCGAGGCUGUGAUCAAGGCCAUCACGAUCCGCAUCUUGACCCCGAGGAGUGGAGAGGUCAUCGAGUCUCCAGCAAACCCGGCGCAGGCGAAUGCUACUCGGGACGCGUUGGCCAUGGCCAUAUACAACAACCUCUUUGACUGGAUUGUCGGACGUGUCAACAAGUCGCUCAAGGCCCAACAAGCCACUGCCAACAACAUUGGCAUUCUCGAUAUCUACGGGUUCGAGAUCUUUGAGAAGAACAGCUUCGAGCAGCUCUGCAUCAACUACGUCAACGAGAAGCUUCAGCAGAUCUUUAUCACCCUCACGCUCAAGGCCGAGCAGGACGAGUAUGCCCGCGAACAGAUCCAGUGGACGCCUAUCAAGUAUUUCGACAACAAGGUGGUGUGCGAGCUCAUUGAACAGGUCAGACCUGUCGGUAUCUUCUCGGCUCUAAAGGAUGCGACCAAGACAGCCCACGCCGACCCCGCGGCUUGUGAUCGAACGUUCAUGCAGAGCAUCAACGGAAUGAGCCAUGCUCAUCUGACGCCGCGACAGGGCAGCUUCAUUAUCAAGCAUUACGCUGGUGAUGUGAGCUAUACCGUCGAAGGAAUUACGGACAAGAACAAGGACCAGCUGCUCAAGGGUGUUCAGAGCCUGUUCCAGCAGAGUCAGAACCGUUUCGUCCACACAAUCUUCCCCCAGCAGGUGGACACAGACAACCGAAAGCAGCCCCCUACUGCGGGUGACAGGAUCAAGACGUCCGCCAACGCUCUGGUUGAGACCCUCAUGAAGUGCCAGCCCUCCUAUAUCCGCACCAUCAAGCCCAACGAGAACAAGUCGCCAACCGAGUACAAUGUACCCAACGUGCUGCACCAGAUCAAGUAUUUGGGUCUACAAGAGAACGUCCGAAUCCGAAGAGCUGGGUUCGCAUAUCGUCAGUCUUUCGAAAAGUUUGUCGAGCGUUUCUUCUUGCUGUCUCCCGCGACGUCUUACGCCGGCGAAUAUACGUGGAAUGGUUCCGAGGAGGCGGCGGUGAAACAGAUCCUGAAGGAUACCAGUAUUCCCAAGGAGGAGUGGCAGCUUGGUGUGACAAAGGCAUUCAUCAAGUCGCCCGAGACCUUGUUUGCAUUAGAAACAAUGCGCGACAGGUAUUGGCACAACAUGGCUACCCGUAUCCAAAGAAUGUGGAGGGCGUACCUGGCUUACCGCGCAGAGUCGGCAACUCGGAUCCAGCGAUUCUGGCGGAAGAAGAGAGUCGGUGCCGAGUAUCUUCAAUUGCGAGACCAGGGCCAUCGCGUGCUUCAAGGCCGCAAGGAGCGACGCAGAUUCAGUCUGUUGGGAUCGAGACGUUUCCUAGGCGACUACCUGGGGAUCAAUGCCACUACCGGCCCUGGAUCUCAAGUGCGCAACGCCAUCCAGAUGACAGGGAACGAGAAGGCACUCUUUUCCUGCCGUGGUGAGGUUCUAGAAUCCAAGUUCGGUCGUUCCAGUAAACCCAGCCCGCGAAUCUUCAUUGUCAGCAACAGCAAGUUCUACGUCGUUGCCCAAGCGUUGGCCAAUGGCCAGCUGCAGAUUUCGGUCGAGCGUGCUGUUCCCUUGGGAGCCAUCAAGUUCAUCGGCGCAUCUACAGCUCGGGACGACUGGUUCUCACUAGGUAUUGGCUCUCAGCAAGAAGCUGACCCCUUAUUGAACUGUGUGCUCAAAACCGAGCUGUUCACACAGAUGCAACGGGGCAUGCCUGGAGGUUUCAACCUCAAGAUUGGUGAGGGUAUCGAAUAUGCCAAGAAGCCUGGCAAGAUGCAGAUCGUCAAGGUGCUCAAGGAUUCUCCCAGUCCAGUGGAUUUCUACAAGAGUGGUGCCGUACAUACUCAAGCUGGAGAAUCGCCAUCGUCUGUUUCACGGCCCACACCAAAGGGCAAGCCUGUGCCUCCAAGACCCAUCACCCGUGGCAAGCUGAUCAAGCCUGGUGGACCGGGCGGAAGACCAUCGCGAUUCCCUGCUAACAAAGCUGGUGGAUCUUCGACUACCAAACGUGGACCAGCCUCGCUACAAACCCCUCGCCCUGUACCAACCCCUGCUUCCAUCACAAGUAGUAUCCCCAGCCACACGCGCAACCAGAAUUCCACUUCUUCGGCUGCUCGCGUACCGCCGCCUCCUCCUCCUGCAGCGCCCCCGGCAAAGCCUAGUAAGCCCCAAGCAAAGGUCCUGUAUGACUUUGCUGGACAGAAGGAAAACGAGCUUACCGUCAAGGCUGGCGACAUCAUCGAGAUCGUGCAGAGGGAAAACAAUGGCUGGUGGUUAGCUAAGAAUGCCUCCGGCCAGGCGUGGGUACCAGCUGCGUACGUAGAGGAGAUCAAAGCACCUACACCAGCUCCCGCACCUCGGGCGCCGCCGCCGCCUCCAGCUCAGAACGGGGCCGCCGCCGCGAAGGGCAAACCUACUCCACCUCAACCUCCCGCCAAACGGCCUGCCGCAAACAAGAAACCUGCCAACCUGGUAUCAAGAGACUCUGGUAUUGGCAAUGGCUCGGAUAGCAGCCGAAGCAACACCCCUACCCAGGCUCCUCUGGCAGGCGCUCUGGCCAAUGCUUUGAAGGCACGUCAAAAUGCCAUGCAAACGAAAAAUGACGAUGACGACUGGUAA
Molecule: messenger RNA, 4047 nt
Organism: Neoarthrinium moseri
Lineage: Eukaryota; Fungi; Ascomycota; Sordariomycetes; Amphisphaeriales; Apiosporaceae
Exons: 3
Coding region: 1-4047 (1348 amino acids)
Biological process (GO): vesicle transport along actin filament; actin filament organization; endocytosis
Cellular component (GO): myosin complex; vesicle; plasma membrane
Molecular function (GO): microfilament motor activity; actin filament binding; ATP binding
Source: RefSeq, a predicted model, not a curated record